This is a messenger RNA of Darwinula stevensoni, 2030 nucleotides long. The record is from the annotation of a GenBank genome assembly. Lineage: Eukaryota; Metazoa; Arthropoda; Ostracoda; Podocopida; Darwinulidae.
AGCCGAAGGAGAACCGUCCGUUAGCAUUCGGGGCAUCGAGACGCAUGCUGCUGCGAAUUCGGCGCGACUUCGCUCGUAUCGUGGGAACUUCGUUUUCGUCGAACGAUCUGCUCGAUGUCGGGGCCUCGACGUGCGCGCCCGUCCGUCCGAGGACGUCCGACGACGGACCGCGAGGAUCCGUCUCGCGUACCCUACCUUCACGUCGAACGCGAGAAGAGAGAGUCGCGUGCGGUUUCCGCGACGAAGAACGACGUCGUCGGAGCGAGUACGAGCGACCUCUUUCGACGUCCCGUACAGGAUUCAUCGGAGAAGAGAUCUGGAAUCCGAACACUCCGUUGAACGAAGACUGCCUGUAUCUGAACGUCUGGGUGACGGAGAAGGUGCAGAAUUCCGGCACGAAGGACGCGCCCGUCAUGGUUUGGAUCUACGGAGGAGGAUACAUGAGUGGGACUUCCACGCUCGAGAUCUACGACGGUGCCAUCCUUGCGGCUUCGCGAGACGUCAUCGUCGCUUCCAUGAACUAUCGAGUCGGUGCUUUCGGCUUCCUCUGCUUCGGCGUUCCGGAGGCUCCGUGCAAUCAAGGACUCUGGGAUCAAGCCAUGGCUCUCAGGUGGAUCCAGGAUAACAUCGAGCAUUUCGGAGGGGACUCGAGGAAGGUGACCGGAUUCGGAGAGAGCGCCGGAGGAGGGAGCGUGAGCACUCUGCUUCUCUCCCCGGCCACGAGACAUCUGCUCCGCCGGGGGAUCCUGCAGAGCGGCACCAUCAACGCACCGUGGAGCUACAAGACCUUCGACGAAGAACGACACGCGUCUGCCGAUCUGGUCCGGACGUCGAGUUCCGAUGCGCGCAAGCGACGGACGACGGCACGACCGAUCGCGAAACGCGAGAGAGAGAGGAACCCCGUCGGAAGUUCACCGAUGCGUUCCGUCGAUUUUCAGGUGAUGGACUUCCCCUUCGCACCGACCGUGGACGGAGAUCUCCUGCCGAAGCAUCCGGUCGUCAUGCUUCAAGAAGGGGAUUUCUCGAACGUCGAACUCAUCGUCGGUUCGAACAGAGACGAAGGAACCUACUUCGUCUUGUACGACUUCAUCAACGCUUUCAACAAGGACGAUCCGUCGCUCCUGACGCGAGAUCAAUACCUCGCCAUCAUGAGCGAGAUCUUCAAGCAGAUGAGUCCCAUCCAGAAGGAAGCCAUCAUCUUUCAGUACACGGAUUGGGACUACAUGGACAACGGGUUGAAAAACCAGAAGAUGAUCGCCAGCGCCGUGGGCGAUUAUUUUUUCGUGUGUCCCUCGAAUUUCUUCGCUCAGCAAUUCGCACUCGGAGGAGCUACGGUCUACUAUUAUUACUUCACGUGGGUGAGUCUUUCGUCGGAACCGGGGGUUAAGGGGGUUAGGGGGGGUCAGGGGAGUCAGGGGGGUCUGGGGGGUCGGAACCGCUGCGACGUCCUCCGCCUUCCGUUGCAGAGAACGAGCUCCAAUCCGUGGGGAAGGUGGAUGGGAGUGAUGCACGGAGACGAGAUCGACUACGUGUUCGGGGUCCCCUUCAAUCGAUCUCGGAACCAUCUCCCGAUCGAGAGGGCCUUGAGCGAACGGAUCAUGACGCACUUCGCCCGUUUCGCCGAGACCGGGAGUCCCGCGAAGGACGAGCCGGAGUGGCCCCCUUACACGCGGUCGGAGCCCAAGUAUUACGUCUUCGACGCCGAGAAGAGAGGCCUCGGCAGCGGACCGAGGGCCUUCGACUGCGCCUUCUGGAACGAAUUCAUGCCCCAUCUCGGCCGGCAGGAACACGCCCUUCCAGGGUGCGGCGAGCGUCCGCGGAUCCUCGCUUCCGUCGCGGCGGAGCCGUGCGAGCGAGGCCUGCGGUCGCCGACCCGUCGCGCGUCGUCGGAAAGGGUCGAAACGAGUCCUUUCUGGGGGUGCUUCGCUUUCGCCCGCGUUCUCGUCUUGCCACCCGACCCGAGGCACGAGCGCUUCCCCACCGCGACGGAGAGCGGCAACGCCGGAAGACCGCAUCUCGACGGAGAAGAG